Molecule: messenger RNA, 1307 nt
Organism: Ananas comosus (pineapple)
Lineage: Eukaryota; Viridiplantae; Streptophyta; Magnoliopsida; Poales; Bromeliaceae
Product: transcription factor bHLH18-like
Exons: 5
Coding region: 162-1277 (371 amino acids)
Molecular function (GO): protein dimerization activity
Source: RefSeq, a predicted model, not a curated record
UCAAAGAAGAGGGCUCUUCCCCACUUGUGUAUAUAAGAGGAGAGAGGACUCUCCUUUUCUUCUACUUUGACAAAAGGAAAGGGACCUCCCCCUCCUCUCAUAGGGAUCUACUUUCGUAUCUAUAUAAAUCAUCAAACAGGGGAGAAAUAAUCAAUCUACAAAUGGAAGCAUCCGCGGCGCGGUGGUUCGCCGAUUUGGGAAUGGAAGAUCCUAUGUUCUUUCAUCAGUGGGAGACAAGCCAGUUGGAUCACUUCACCACACAGCAAAUUGCCGCGGAGUUUGAUCAAGACCUGCAGCAAUCCCUCUCCUCGGAGAGCUGCACCAAUUCAUUCCCCAAUUCCUACCAUCCACCCACCACCGCCGCCGCCGCCGCCGCCGCCGUGUCGAACACCUUCCACUCCGCUUCCGCCGCGAAUUCGAAGCCCCCCGAGAGGCCGAAGAAGGCGCUGAAAACCAACAGCUGGGACUCGUGCAUGACCGCCGACCGCAGCUCCGCCGCCGCCGCCGCCGCCGCCGCCGCCGCGCCCGACGCUUCGUCCCCGACCAUCCUGUCGUUCGGCAAGCCAGUCUCGCGGAAGAACGAGCCGAGCCUGUAUUCGGAGUUCCUCGCGACCGUGAAGCCGAAGGAGGAGCUGGAGUUCUCUAACGUCCCUCAUGGCCUGAAGAGAAGCUAUGAGGCAAUGAGUUUUCACGGCGUCAAGAAGGCGAGCGCGAAUUCUCGACCGGCUUCUCAUAACCAGGAACAUAUAAUAGCCGAGCGGAAGCGCCGCGAAAAGCUCAGCCAGAGAUUCAUUGCACUUUCUGCAAUUGUUCCUGGCCUCAAGAAGAUGGAUAAGGCUUCUGUUCUUGGGGAUGCCAUCAAGUAUUUGAAGCAGCUGCAGGAGAAAGUAGACACCCUUGAGGAGCAGGCUGCGAAGAGAACGGUCGAAUCCGCCGUUCUCGUGAAGAAGUCGCGGUACUCCCCCGACGACGAUAGUUCGUCGUGCGACGAGAGCUCCGGCGAUCACCAACACGGCCAAUCACUGCCCGAGAUAGAGGCGAAGAUAUCGGAGAAAGCCGUGCUAAUCAAGAUCCAUUGCGAGAACCGCAAGGGAGUGCUGGUGAAAGCGCUUUCGGAGAUCGAGAGGCUGCAUCUUUCGAUCGUCAACACGAGCGUCGUUCCCUUCGCUAACUCGUCGCUCGAUAUCACCGUCAUGGCCCAGGUUGAAGAGGAGUUCUCUUUGACUGUGAAGGAUCUUGUGAAGAAGCUGAACAUGGCUUUCAAGCAAUUCAUGUGAAGGAGCUUCAAACAAAACAAGCAUAGCUAC